This is a messenger RNA of Aspergillus welwitschiae, 2158 nucleotides long. RefSeq lists its product as uncharacterized. Gene Ontology annotation, biological process: regulation of DNA-templated transcription; DNA-templated transcription. Lineage: Eukaryota; Fungi; Ascomycota; Eurotiomycetes; Eurotiales; Aspergillaceae. Gene Ontology annotation, cellular component: nucleus. The record is from RefSeq and is a predicted model, not a curated record. Gene Ontology annotation, molecular function: DNA-binding transcription factor activity, RNA polymerase II-specific; DNA binding; zinc ion binding. The transcript has 4 exons. The coding region runs from base 79 to 2109 and encodes 676 amino acids.
UCUAUGUUUGCCAACACCGUUCCAAAAUAACCAUAUAGCUGUUCCCAUUCGGGGCUCACAGUUACUCCGACCUAUUCCAUGCCCGCUCUCAGGCGGAAGAAUGGCCGAGAGCCAGCUUGUGAGGCAUGCCGGCGACGCAAACUGGCCUGCGACCACGAAACCCCCGCCUGCCAGCGGUGUCGGAGACUAUCCUUGAAAUGCGUCUAUCUUGCCAAUCCACUCACCAAAGGCAGAGCGAGAAGCCUGCCUGAGGCUGACUCGCCGACUGUCUUGAACAAUGAGAGCGAGGGUGUCCCAAGUACCAAAACCUGCCCGGGAGCCCAGUCGACCACGCCCAUCCUCGAAAGCUCAGCCGAGUACCUGGGGCCCACGAGUUUUUCAUCUGUAUUUGUAGAACAUCGGGAUCGAUUCGGAGUGGAUCAGACCCUGAAAACGCCCACUGGAGGGGGUAUCGAUGGUGUCGGGGCGCAAUCACCCACCCAGCCGGGGAACCCUACCAUCACGCCGAGAAUGCUCCAACUGGGGAUACAGAUCCUACAAAACCUGCCCGAUGAACGAACAUGUAACCUACUUUUCGUUCAUCCGAUGGCUUUGAUGGAUGCCUGCUUCCGACCAGCUUAUCGAAUCGCGUCUGAUAAGAUGUGGGAUGAGUAUCGUGACGUGCUCCGGCUGCGGAACAGCGAGCACCUACAGUUUGUUGCGAAGCGGUUUUCAGAGUGCAGUCUAACGCCUUUACCGGCUGUACAAGAUCCACACCUCUGGAUCGAGUCUUUCUCGGGAAAGAGAACUCGUUGGGAGCUUCUAGGAUCCUUGUUCACUUUUUGGUCGUCUGCAGCCUCACAGUUGCCGGUACAGCACGAUAUCAUCACCCAGUACUGUCAGCAACAUGCGUUCAAGAGACCCAAAGACCUUAUGGUGCAUCUGAAACGGUGUGCAUCUAUGUGCAUUGAGUUGUGCAGUCAGCUGGGUGCAAUUAAUAUUCUUUUUGUCCAUUUGGCGUUCAAACAUAACAUCCUCGAGAGCAUUGCCAGUGGUGAUAAGAGCCUUUCUUGCUGGCGCCAACAUGGCGAUGUAAUUGCAGUCACGACAUCCAUUGGCCUUCACCGGGAAUUAUCAUCUGAUUGGAACGAGGUUUCGUUCCAGUACGAACUCAAGCGACGAGUCUACGCAUCGAUUUACAAUUUCGACAAGGUCAUCUCCACAUUUACCGGCAGACCACCGCUCCUGAACAGAAAGUACUCGACGACCAAGCUGCCGCUGGACAUUGACGACGAAGAUAUAUUCUCCGGCAGAAUUGGCGAUGCCGUGGCAAAGCUCAACUCAAAUGGUUGGGACAGCAGCGAAGACCGACAGCCGUAUCCUGCCACCAUCUUACGGGCGCGAGCAAUGCUAGCAAGGAACCGCGAAGAGAUGCUAGAAGUUUUAGAGACUUCGCAGGAUAGCAUCACAGAUGCUGCAGUUCAAACAUGCCUCCACCUCAAAGCACAAGCUACAGACAUCUACGCACAAUUUCCCGAAGUCAUCAAGUUCAAAACAGAUCACGUCCACGACCGCGACAUGCCCGGCCAGCUGCUCGCUUUGCGUGUCCUUGUGCGCUUGGAUUUUCUGCUCAACCUGUUCAUCUUAGAGCGACUACUGACCCGACACAGGGUGGUUGAUGAACAGGCGCUAAUCCAGGUUAGCCAUGAAAUGGUAGGAUUAACCUUGAUCUACUGGAAGCACAAGGACCGGUUCGAGAAUCACGUUGAUUUUUCCUGGCUGGCUAUGUCCUACGCCGUCCCAGGCAGCGGCAUUCUCUGCCUUGAGCUGCUCCGCCAAUCUAGCUCUCCCGAAACUUACACCUUAGAACUUCCUCGAUCGGACAUCAUCCAGGACCUCAGUGUACUGGUCGCCUUCCUCGACUGGCUCCGCCCCUCGGAAUCCGACAUCGCAGCCAAGGCGCAAAUCAAGGGAAUAUUGCAACGCUCAUUGGACCGAAUCCUCAGCAUGCCGGCAUCGCUGCACAGUCCGACAAGAGCCCUGGACGCGCUGCCCGACUUUGUAGGCGCAGAUCCCCAUCUCGACUUGUUAAACACAUUCGCGUGGGUAGAUUGGGAUGCCGCAUUAUAGCCAUAUUCAGCUCUAUACGUACUAUACGUCUAUAAUCUAGUAUAAUUUA